AUGGCGACCGCAACACGAACCCUCCGAGCCCAAUUGCUGAGAUGCAGCGUCCGACAAACACAUCCCUCCCACCAAGCAGCAAGAUGGAACUCCUCCUUCGCCCAUUUGCAGGAAGAACUCCCCAGGCGAAACAUCCAGCCCACCUUCGAGGACCUCAGCCCGCAGACCAGCUACCGCCUCGACAUGACCCUCGCCGACUUCCUCCCCUCGACGAACCCCCCUCCCGUCCUCCCUCCCACCCGCCCCGCCAAAGAACUCCCCAUCCCCCACCACCUCCUCUACUUCGAACCCUCCAAACGCGCCAGCGACAUGCUCGCCGACGGCACCAACCCGGACCAAUCCCCCGGGGAGCCCUUCGUCCGCCGCAUGUGGGCCGGCGGCAACGUCCUCUACAACCAAGCGAACCCCUUCCUCCUCGACGCCUCACGCGGCGUCUGCGCCGAGUUCAUCCGCAACGUAACCCUCAAAGGCAAAGAAGGCGACGAGAAGAUCUUUGUAGCCAUCGAGCGUCGUCUCGCAAAAGCCACGGAGGACGAAGUAGAACGCCUCGCGACCGCAACCAACGACCCAGCCGCCAAGAAGGACCUCGACCACCGCGUGCGCCAGCGCCUGUGGAGGGACAGCGACACCGACUUCGGCGACUGCAGCAUACUCGAGACGCGCAACAUCGUCUUCAUGCGCGCCCGCACCCCCGAGCAAGCCAAAGCCGACGCGGCCAAGACGGGCGGGAAGAUCUUGAAACCCCAACAUACGCCCGAUUACACACAUACCAUUCUCCCGGACCCGAAACUCCUCUUCCGCUUCAGCGCCCUCACUUUCAACGCGCAUGCCAUCCACCUCGACCCGCAGUACUGCCGCGAGAUCGAAGGCCAUAGGGAUCUGCUCUUCCACGGACCCAUGUCGUUUACGUUCCUCGUGACGUUGUUGCAGCAGCAGUUGGCGAAGCAGGGGAAUGAAGUCGUCAAGAGUGUGGAGUAUAGGAAUGUCGCGCCGUUGUAUUGCAAUGAGCCGGUCAAGUUCUGUGGGACGAAGACGGGGGAGAAUAAGUGGGAGGUGUGGGCGGAGACUCCAGAGGGGGGCAUUGCGGUGAAGGGGAGUGUGGGGACGGAGCAGGGGAGUAUUGAUAAGGCGAAUUUGGGGCAGUGA
This is a messenger RNA of Zasmidium cellare ATCC 36951, 1146 nucleotides long. RefSeq lists its product as uncharacterized. The transcript has a single exon. The coding region runs from base 1 to 1146 and encodes 381 amino acids. Gene Ontology annotation, molecular function: (3R)-hydroxyacyl-[acyl-carrier-protein] dehydratase activity. The record is from RefSeq and is a predicted model, not a curated record. NCBI's taxonomy places the organism in Eukaryota, Fungi, Ascomycota, Dothideomycetes, Mycosphaerellales, Mycosphaerellaceae. Gene Ontology annotation, cellular component: mitochondrion.